Scomber japonicus (chub mackerel) is the source of this 2342-nucleotide messenger RNA. RefSeq names its product histidine ammonia-lyase (gene hal). NCBI's taxonomy places the organism in Eukaryota, Metazoa, Chordata, Actinopteri, Scombriformes, Scombridae. Bases 36 to 2009 code for a protein of 657 amino acids. Gene Ontology annotation, molecular function: histidine ammonia-lyase activity. Gene Ontology annotation, cellular component: cytoplasm. The transcript has 20 exons. Gene Ontology annotation, biological process: L-histidine catabolic process. The record is from RefSeq and is a predicted model, not a curated record.
CAGCUCUCAGUGCAACAGAGUCCUGCUUAAGCGCAAUGCCUCGUUUUACUGUCCACAUCCGAGAUGAGUGGUUGGCAGUGCCCUGCCGAGAUACCACCAACACUAUAAGAUGGCUUGGACAAGAGGCGGUCAAACGUUACGUGAAGAACAAACCAGACAACGGCGGCAUCACGGCUGUGAAAGACACUCGUUUUGUUGUGCGCAGGUGCCAGGGUUCGGGUUUGUUGGACGCGGAUGACACCAUCGAUGAUGUACUCGAAGACAAUGACUUUGUCGAGCUUGCUAUUGAAGGAGAUACCAUGUCUCCUGACUUCAUACCGUGUCAGCCUGGCGUUUCUCAUCUAACGGCAGCAUACAAAGAACCUGGUGAGUAUAUUGCACUGGAUGGAAACAGCCUGACAUCGACAGAUCUGGUUAACUUAGGCAGAGGACUCUACAAGAUAAAGCUGACUCCGGAGGCAGAAAGGGGAGUUGUGCAAUCCAGAGAGCUUUUGGACACCAUAGUUAAAGAAAACAAAGUUGUCUAUGGAAUCACAACAGGUUUUGGAAAGUUUGCCCGAACUGUCAUUCCUGUCAGCAAACUCAAGGAGCUACAGGAGAACUUGGUGCGUUCACACUCAGCAGGUGUGGGAAACCCACUAAGCCCAGAGAGGACCCGCAUGCUGCUCGCUCUGAGGAUCAAUGUUUUGGCUAAAGGACAUAGUGGAAUUUCUCUGGAGACCCUUCAUUCCAUGAUCCAGGCUUUCAACGCUUCCUGUCUGUCCUUUGUGCCAGAGAAGGGAACAGUGGGUGCUAGUGGUGACCUGGCACCCCUCUCUCACCUGGCCCUGGGGCUGAUGGGAGAGGGUAAAAUGUGGUCUCCCAAGAGUGGAUGGGCCGAUGCCAAAUAUGUCCUGGAGGCCCAUGGACUCAAGCCAGUAUCACUAAGGCCUAAAGAGGGCCUUGCUUUGAUCAAUGGGACCCAGAUGAUCACCUCUUUGGGGGCGGAGGCCGUGGAGCGAGCCCAGUCUAUCGCCCAACAGGCAGACAUCAUUGCAGCUCUCACCCUGGAGGUGCUGAAGGGAACCACCAAGGCGUUUGACAGUGACAUCCAUGCAUUGCGGCCUCACCCAGGACAGAUAGAGGUGGCCCUACGCUUCCGCUCGCUGCUGGACUCUGAUCACCAUCCAUCUGAGAUUGCAGAGAGCCACCGGUUCUGUGACAGAGUCCAGGAUGCCUACACCAUGCGGUGCUGUCCUCAGGUUCACGGAAUCGCUAAUGACACCAUAAAAUUUGUCCAAAGCAUCAUCAAUACAGAAAUCAACAGUGCCACUGACAACCCUAUGGUGUUUGCAGAAAGAGGUGAGACUAUUUCAGGUGGGAAUUUCCAUGGAGAAUACCCAGCUAAGGCUCUGGACUUUUUAGCCAUUGCAGUCCAUGAGCUGGCCUCUAUCAGUGAGAGGAGGAUUGAGCGGUUGUGUAAUCCAUCUCUGAGUGAGCUGCCAGCCUUCCUUGUCAAUGAGGGAGGACUCAAUUCAGGCUUCAUGAUUGCUCACUGUUCCGCUGCUGCCUUGGUUUCAGAGAACAAAGUUUUGUGUCAUCCAUCCUCUGUGGACUCCUUGUCCACCAGUGCUGCCACAGAGGACCAUGUGUCCAUGGGGGGCUGGGCUGCUAGGAAGGCCCUGAGAGUUAUCGAACAUGUGGAGCAAGUUCUGGCCAUAGAGCUGUUGGCAGCCUGUCAGGGUAUCGAGUUCCUCCGCCCACUCCGUACCACCACUCCGCUGGAGAAGGUCUAUGACCUUGUGCGCAGUGUGGUCAAACCGUGGAUUAAAGACAGAUUCAUGUCUCCAGACAUCGAGGCUGCACAUCGUCUCCUGAUCGACCAGAAGGUGUGGCAUGUGGCCAAACCUUACAUCGACAAGUAUCAGACAGAGUACAUCCCCGAGUCACGCCCCGGCUCUCCUACUGCCUUCUCUCUGGACCCUCCAGCAUCACCAAGGAAGCGCCUUCGUCAUGAGUCUAUGAACUGAGCAUUGAAGUGAAAAUUAUUUAACAACUAAAAUGAAAAAAAACUAAAGCAAAACAACCAUCAUUUAUUUACACUUUAAAGGAUUUGAAUGACCAACCAAACAUCUCUGUGUGAGUUGUAUUUAUCAACACUUUUGUCGUCGCUUUAAAAUGUGUCUAAUUAAGUUUUUAUUGCCUCAUGACUACCUCAGCCACUGCACCAACCUAUCUAUCAAAUCUUUUUAAUGACAUAACACAAACAUUAUGAUUAUAUGUAGAUUUCUCUUGAGUAAUUUAUGAAAUAUUUAAUAACUGUCAUCUGUAAAACUUAAACAAUAAAAUGUUUUAAAGCUGCA